UGAAUGUCUUUGUCAUUCUCAACUACGUGAUUCUACUUAAAUCCUCUGAAGUCCUAUUUGCACGAUUAUGUUGGCAAUGCGUCGUUCCUUCCUGGUGCUUGUGACUUUUAUAAAACUGUCUCCGUUCCGUCAGACAGCAUUUGUUUUUACUGUGGUUGUUGUUCAUCCGUUUGUGUUUGGCCGAGUUUGAUGUCCUUUUCCGGACAGAUGUUCACCACUGCUGCCGCAUCAUUACGACCCUGCCUCUGACUCACCGUCACAUGCUGCCCGGUGGAACUCGUCUACCGAUUGACACUGCUUUGUUUUUGUCUGACGCGCAAACAGGGACGCGCUGCUGGUGAUGGGAACUCUUUGGGACUCUUUGGCGCAUGAAGGACUCUCAUGUUUCCUUUAUCCUAAAGCACUCAGCUGCUGGUGGAUCUCACUGACAGAAAGGACGCGGCAGAUAACUUGUCUUUAAGUUAGAUUUUUUUAUAUAUAUAUAUAUUUUAGAUAGCUCAUACAUGUUUGUGUUGUGUUUUUCUGCUUCAUCUGUUUCGAUUAGAUUAGUCCCACCGCAUUCACUUCGGUGGGUGAUGUGUAUAGUUUAUAAUUACCCAGCAUAUAAUUUGUUUUGUAAAACGCCUGCUCUCCUUUUGAACAAGUACUUUCAGCACCAAACAUUGUUGGACGACUUUGUGUUGCAGAUGAGGUGAAUAAUUCAGAUCGACCUAAAAUAGCCUCGUCUUUGUGUUAGACUAGUGAGGACUAUCUGUUCCCUGGAGGAUCUCAGAAGUUCUUUGUACGCUCAGAAUUGUGACUUGUUUCACCUUCACUGUAAAACAGGGUUUACACAAGAUCGUUUGCAACGCGCGCAAGGACCUUUAUUUUACGCACGGCGGCCAACCUUUGCCAUUACCUCCUAAGCUCAAACAAUGAUAAUGGGAGAAAAGGGCAGCGGCAAAGGGUGUGAGGAGUCCCAGACCCGGGGUGCCUUAAGCAGUCAGGGCCAGGCACGGCCCCGUCAAUAACCGCGCGGCGACAGCAUGCCCUCUUGGCCCAAUCUCUCGGAGGGCCUGUCCCAUAACUUCAGCUGGGAGGAGACCAACAACACCACAAGGAACGCUGACCUUGGCCUGCCUCCGCUCAAUUACUACUCAAUCCCUCUCCUCACGGCCAUCACCAUCGCCUGCACGCUGCUGUUUCUGGUCGGGGUGACCGGGAAUGUCAUGACCAUUUUGGUGGUCAGCAAGUACCGGGACAUGCGCACUACCACCAACCUUUACCUGUGUAGCAUGGCCGUAUCCGACCUGCUCAUCUUCCUCUGUAUGCCACUGGACCUCUACCGUAUGUGGAGGUACAGGCCCUGGCGCUUUGGGGCCGCGCUCUGCAAGCUCUUUCAGUUCGUGUCAGAGUCAAGUACCUACUCCACCAUCCUGAGCAUCACCGCGCUGUCAGUGGAGCGCUACCUGGCCAUCUGUUUCCCGCUGCGUGCCAAGGCCCUGGUUACCAAAAGACGGGUACGUGCCCUCAUUCUUCUACUCUGGACAGUGUCUCUAUUGAGCGCCGGGCCUGUGUUUGUCAUGGUGGGAGUGGAGAGUGACAGCAUGGGGCCACAUUUCAGUUCAGAGAUAAAUGACACUGACUUCUCCCUGGAGGCCGGGGACACCCGGGAGUGUAAGAUGACGCACUACGCAGUGGAGUCAGGCCUGAUGGGGGCCAUGGUGUGGUUGAGCUCUGUUUUCUUCUUCAUGCCGGUCUUCUGUCUCACAGUGCUCUACAGCCUCAUAGGCCGGCGGCUGUGGCAGAGACACAGAGAGACAAGCAUCAGCUCCCGCGUGGCUCACCGGGAUAAAAGCAACAGACAGACCAUCAAGAUGCUUGUGGUGGUGGUGCUGGCCUUCGUCCUGUGCUGGUUGCCUUUCCAUGUGGGUCGCUACCUGCAGUUCCGAUCUCUGGACGCUCCGUCCCCGCUGCUGUCUCUGUUGUCCGAGUACUGCAGUUUGGUGUCCGUGGUUCUGUUCUACCUGAGUGCCGCCAUUAACCCCAUCCUUUAUAACACUAUGUCCUGGAAAUACCGGGGCGCAGCGGCACGCCUCUUCGGCCUGGCCGACAGCCAGCCGUCACGAGGCCGCACAGCCAGCACCAUGAAGGGAGACGGCUCGAACGGCUGGACGGAAUCCACAGUCAGCUUCUAAAUGGUCAUAAUUUGAUAACACUGACCUGAAAGCCAUUCUUUCUGUCAGACCGAAGAAAAACUGUUCUGUGAGUUUUAUUUGACUGGGACUAAAAGAAACAGAGGAUGAGAAAAGCGCCAGGCACAAAAAGCUGCAAGCCUCUUAACACUUCGUCAACAUGCAUCAAUAGAACUUCGAUUUUUACCACAGUUCACAGUUUAUUUUCUUGUUGGGUUAUUUCAGCAAGUGCCAUCCAGUAUUCACACAGCACACUCAGCAGCAUUUCAAAGGCAAGACUGGUGGAGUGCAAAAAACACACCAGCCUGAAGUCUGAACUAUAUUGAUCCAAAUGUGAACAACAUAGGGGCGUGCAUGUUCCUACAAAUGCACACAUAAAUAUAAAAAGCCUAUAAUAGACAUCUACAAUUGCCUUAUAUUGUAUUCAUACUCUGGAUGACAAAGAAAGCACUGUAGAACUUGUGGCACUGCUCUGUACUCCUUCAGAGAGGGGCAGAAGUGCAGUGUGUGUGUGUGUGUGUGUGUG
Perca fluviatilis (European perch) is the source of this 2700-nucleotide messenger RNA. It is a transcript of the gene ghsra, whose product is annotated as growth hormone secretagogue receptor a. The coding region runs from base 1026 to 2177 and encodes 383 amino acids. The record is from RefSeq and is a predicted model, not a curated record. Lineage: Eukaryota; Metazoa; Chordata; Actinopteri; Perciformes; Percidae. Gene Ontology annotation, molecular function: growth hormone secretagogue receptor activity. Gene Ontology annotation, biological process: G protein-coupled receptor signaling pathway; hormone-mediated signaling pathway. The transcript has 2 exons. Gene Ontology annotation, cellular component: plasma membrane.